This is a messenger RNA of Ziziphus jujuba (common jujube), 2205 nucleotides long. Its product is annotated as low-temperature-induced 65 kDa protein. NCBI's taxonomy places the organism in Eukaryota, Viridiplantae, Streptophyta, Magnoliopsida, Rosales, Rhamnaceae. Bases 108 to 1868 code for a protein of 586 amino acids. Gene Ontology annotation, biological process: response to abscisic acid; response to stress. The record is from RefSeq and is a predicted model, not a curated record. The transcript is spliced from 5 exons.
ACUUUUCUCACUAUCUAUAUUCUAUUCUGCAACACUUCAACUCCUCCCUGCAGUUCCUUUCAUUCUAAUUUCUUACUUUAUUUUAUUUCUCCUUCCUGGAAAAUACCAUGGAUUCCGAAAUAGUAGAUCCUCAUUCUCAUAUUCACGAGCAAGACCCUGACAGUGUAGCCCACGCCGAAGUAGAUGAGCAUGACCACGAGAAGCCAUCGGUUUUGAAGAGAGUAAAGGCAAAGGCGAAGAAGAUAAAAGAAACGCUCAAGAAUCAUGGUCACGGACACAACCAUGAUCAUGACCACGAUUAUGAUUAUCAUCAUGAUGGUCAUAUUCCUGAUGACCAUGACCUAGACGAGGAAGAUGAUGAAGACGAGAAAAUAGAGGUAGACCCAGAAAUCCACGGAGCACCAAUUUAUGAUUCUAGUGUGAUUAAAACUGGUAGUCUGGAAGAAAUUUCAGGCAUGCCUCAUGGAGAUCCUCUGGCAUCAAAGGAAGAAGCUGGGGUCAAAUUCAAUGAUCCAGCGAAGAUUUCUGUUCCUCCUCAGGAGGCAAAUAUAGGGAAACCCAAUUCCAACUUUGAAAGGGCAACAGUAAUCAGUGAAGAACCAAAGGCUCCAGUAAAUACCAAGGAGAGCAGUGAUCCCAGUAGGACAUUAGUUUCUGGGCCAGGCGGGAAUUUAGGAGAGUCCAAGGUCAAUUUGGAAAGACCAAAAGGAAUGCAAGAGGAUCCUCAUGCUCCUAAGGAUGUUCACCAUCAAACUCGUACUCCUCCAAAUUAUCAGACAAAAGUCAGCGAUCCAACUGGUGCAGGUGCAGAGGAAGUAGGAGUGGCACCCAUUCUAAGCUCCUUUGACAAAAUGAAAAUACAUGAUGAUUCAGAACCAAACUCAAAACUAGGCCUUACUACACAAGCACCUACUGGAAGCCAUGACCAGUUCUCUCCCGAGCCAUUUCUUUCGAAUUCCGGUAAUACCCCUCAAAACCCGCAGAAAAUGGAAGAAAACUUGGACGACAUCAGAAAUCGAAAUCGAAAUGACAGAGCGGCAGCAUCGGCGAAUACAAAUACAUAUACAUCAAACCCAACCAGUUACACCGAUAAAAUCUUAUCUGCCACAAACAACAUCACAGAUAAAGCGAUAUCAGCAAAGAAUGCCGUCGCUUCCAAGCUCGGCUACGGCAACAAAGACAACACAGAAACCCAUGGCGCAGCGCAUGCAACAAAUGGAAGUGGAGAUGGCACUGCUAAGCCAUCCUCUGCAACUGAGUACGGAAAGAAAAUCGCUGCCACAGUAACAGAGAAGCUUACUCCGGUGUACGGGAAAGUUGCCGGAGCGGGGAGUACGGUGAUGUCCAAGAUGCAUGGCUCUGGCACCGGAAAUGAACCAGAGAACAAAGCCAAAGGGGUGUCAGUGAAGGACUACUUUGCUGAGAAAUUGAAGCCUGGUGAUGAGGACAGAGCACUUUGUGACGUCAUUUCAGGUUCUCUGCACCUGCGUCAACUGGACCCAGAGAAGAAGGCUGAUGAUCAGCCUCGGCCAAUGGGAAAGGUGACACAAUCAGAAGAGGUGACGAGACGGCUGGGAACAGGGGAGGACAAAGCUGAUAAAGAGAGACAAGAAACGGUCGCCGGAUACGUGAACCGGCCUGAAGAACAUGAGGGUGGGAAUGGGAAAGGCAUGGUUGAUAAAAUUACAGGUGCGAUGGGUUCUUUGUUUGGAUUAGGUGGAGGAGACCGGUCAUCUCAGACACCUCAGGGGUCCACUGCUUCCUCUCACGUGGGAGGUGAACAAGGUUACGCUACUGCUGCUGGCGGGGAAACUGGGCACUACAGCAAUAGCAAGAAUGAACAGAGACUUCAGGAGUCCGGCAACUGAGAAGUAUUGCUCGUGAGAUGCACGUGUUUUCUAACAUAUCCAAGUUAGCUGUCGGUUUUUCUGUUUAUCGAUUCUUGGAUUAAGAGCCAAGUGCAUAAAACAGUGUACUUUCCCUGUACACAUUGUAUUUACGGGUUUGUGGUGUGCAUGUGAUUUUAGAAGUUUGCCGAGGAGCUUUUGGGGAUUUGAUACGGUUUGAUAUGGUUUUAUUUCCAUGGUGCAAUUGGCUUUGCAAUUCACCGGCACUACUUAUAAUCAAAUAGCUGUGUUUAGGCCCUUGGUAGUGCAUUUUUGUUUUUUAGAUUAAUUAUAAAAGCUCAUCCUUAGUUUGGAAUGA